This is a messenger RNA of Arabidopsis thaliana (thale cress), 808 nucleotides long. It is a transcript of the gene PP2-B12, whose product is annotated as phloem protein 2-B12. The transcript is spliced from 4 exons. Bases 1 to 588 code for a protein of 195 amino acids. Lineage: Eukaryota; Viridiplantae; Streptophyta; Magnoliopsida; Brassicales; Brassicaceae. The record is from RefSeq and is marked reviewed.
AUGAAUUUUCUUGAUUUACCAGAGGAAUGCAUCGCCACCAUGAUUUCUUUCACCAGCCCCUUCGACGCAUGCCGUAUCUCUGCUGUCUCUAAAUUGCUUCGCUCCGCGGCGGAUUCCAAUACCACUUGGGAGAGAUUUCUUCCAUCAGAUUAUCGUAUGUAUAUCGAUAAUUCUUUAUCUAGAUUUUCCAACAAGCAGCUCUUCCUACGUUUUUGUGAAUCCCCUCUUCUCAUCGAGGAUGGAAGAACGAGCUUUUGGAUGGAAAAGAGAAGCGGGAAGAAAUGUUGGAUGUUAUCUGCAAGGAAACUAGAUAUUGUUUGGGUUGAUAGUCCUGAAUUCUGGAUAUGGGUUUCGAUUCCGGACUCGAGAUUUGAGGAAGUUGCAGGGCUUCUAAUGGUAUGUUGGUUUGAAAUCCGAGGAACACAAGAGUCUAGAGAAGAUGGGUGGUUGGAGAUUGAACUUGGUGAAUAUUAUGUUGGUUUUGAUGAUGAGGAGAUCGAAAUGAGCGUAUUGGAGACUAGAGAAGGCGGUUGGAAAGGCGGAAUCAUCGUUCAAGGGAUCGAGAUUAGGCCAAAAGAAUUGUUGUGAUUAGGUAACUCCUUUUCCAAUGUGAUUUCUAGUUUCUUGUAUAAUAAAAAGUCUACAUUUUUUCAUAUCACUUUAACAAUCAUGCAUAGAUGAUGCAUGCUAUUGGAUAUGUAUAUUGACAUAUUGUUAGGUAGAGUGUUGAUCAUGUUAUCAUCAUUUUUUUUUAUUAGUUUGACUAUUUUGUAUUCUCCAUUUUGUUAUUGGUUGAAUGAUUUUUUUG